AUGAAUCAAUCAUUAAGGUCUAUGAAGAACGCUUUGAGGAAGGAAAUGCGCAUGUUAUUAAAUCAAAUUCCACUAGAAGUAAUAGAACAUGAAAGUAGUAUUGUAACAGAAAAACUCAUUAAUUCAGAAGAAUAUUUAACAAGUAAUCAUAUUAGCAUAUAUAUUAGCAUGCCAAAAGGUGAAAGUUCUACAAAACAAAUAAUUAAAGAUAUAUUUGAACGAGAAAAGACAUGUUAUGUACCGAGAUGGAAUAAUGAUGAAAUGGAAAUGGUAAAACUUUUUUCUUAUAAAGAUUACUUAUCAUUACCUGUAAAUCGGUGGAAUAUACCUGAACCAGAUCAUAAUGAAAUAAGGAAAAUAGCCGAUGAAUUAGAUCUGAUAAUAAUGCCAGGUUUAGCAUUCGAUUAUCAAGGAAAUAGAUUAGGUCAUGGAAAAGGUUAUUAUGAUAAAUAUUUAACCAAAUGUCAACAAAUUUACCAAAAUAAACCAACACCAAAAACGAUCGCGCUAGCGUUAGAUUCUCAAAUAUUGAAGGAUAAAUUGGUACCCAUUUCACAAUAUGAUCAAAAACCUGAUCUAAUUAUAAGUUACAAUAAUAUCAUUCAAAAUAAAAAAACAUAA
This is a messenger RNA of Rhizophagus irregularis DAOM 181602=DAOM 197198, 621 nucleotides long. RefSeq lists its product as uncharacterized. Gene Ontology annotation, cellular component: mitochondrion. Lineage: Eukaryota; Fungi; Glomeromycota; Glomeromycetes; Glomerales; Glomeraceae. Gene Ontology annotation, molecular function: 5-formyltetrahydrofolate cyclo-ligase activity. Gene Ontology annotation, biological process: folic acid-containing compound biosynthetic process; tetrahydrofolate interconversion. The record is from RefSeq and is a predicted model, not a curated record.